AUGUCUGACCUCGUCUACGUCCUCACAGCAGCAACGGAGCACUCCGGCGUCAAGCUCGACUACAUCAAUGCUCCUGUACCAGUCGGUUGCGCCCAGCGCGUCAAUCGACUGAAGGAGUCGCUCAAGAACGACGUGGAUGCGCUAAAGAAUAGCAUACCCGUCAGUGAUACCAAGGUGAGGAGGGUGGGGAGGAUGAGGAGAUGA
Molecule: messenger RNA, 204 nt
Organism: Macroventuria anomochaeta
Lineage: Eukaryota; Fungi; Ascomycota; Dothideomycetes; Pleosporales; Didymellaceae
Exons: 3
Coding region: 1-204 (67 amino acids)
Source: RefSeq, a predicted model, not a curated record